This is a messenger RNA of Bufo gargarizans (Asiatic toad), 2531 nucleotides long. It is a transcript of the gene MCOLN1, whose product is annotated as mucolipin TRP cation channel 1. Gene Ontology annotation, molecular function: NAADP-sensitive calcium-release channel activity. Lineage: Eukaryota; Metazoa; Chordata; Amphibia; Anura; Bufonidae. Gene Ontology annotation, cellular component: lysosomal membrane; plasma membrane. The transcript is spliced from 14 exons. The coding region runs from base 159 to 1868 and encodes 569 amino acids. The record is from RefSeq and is a predicted model, not a curated record.
CCAUUGUCUUGGUCACGUGAUCAACACUGAGUAGGUCAGCUGGUAGAGCGCUGGACAGAGGUAGAGCUGAUGGGACGGCGGCUGAGCGAGAGCCCGGAGACACAGCGCAUCCUCCAGCAGAUGAGACAGCAGAGCCCGCUCACCCGAGGGACUGAGACAUGAUGGGCUCAUUGCGCAGGAGCCGCAGCCUCAGUGACAACCCCAAGCCUGGACUGGCAGUAGCAGCCGAGCGCCAGCGCCUCCUGUCAACAUCGCCCUGCUAUGGCACAAGGUUGUGUGAAGGGUUCAGCCCGGAGGAGAUGCAGCUUCGGAGGAGGCUGAAGUAUUUCUUCAUGAGCCCCUGUGACAAGUACAGAGCCAAGGGGAGGAAGCCUUACAAGUUGGCCCUGCAGCUAAUAAAGAUCAUGUUGGUCACUGUGCAGCUCAUCAUGUUUGGUCUCAGUAAUCAGAUGGUUGUGCAGUUUAAGGAGGAGAACACGGUGGCGUUUAAGCAUCUCUUCCUGAAGGAUUACACGGACGAUUUGGAUAAGACCUUCGCUGUCUACACUCAGAGAGACGUCUACGAGCACCUCUUCUAUGCGGUAGAGCAGUACAUCGCUUUACCGAACCAAACCACAGCUCGCUAUGCGUACGUACAUUCCGCCAACCAGUCAGCGCUCUCAGUGUGCCAGCGUUAUUACCGCAAGGGCCACAUCGAUCCUGCCAACGAUACAUUCAAUAUCGAUCCCAAAGUUGUCACAGAUUGUGUUUACGCCGAUCCCUUAGAGACCACUCACCAGUACAGGAAUAUCGCCAUUAAAUUUCACAAAUUGAUCAACAUCACGAUACAAUUUCAGUUAAAAGCAAUUAACAUCCAGACCAUCAUUAAUAAUGAGAUGCCAGACUGUUACACCUUCACCAUCGGUAUCAUAUUUGACAACCAAGCGCACAGUGGGAGAGUAAAAAUACAACUGGACAACGAUGCCACCAUUAAAGAGUGCAAGGAUCCGAGUGUAUUUGGAAGAGCAGGUGACAACUACUCUCGGGUGGCAUUUGACAUCUUGGUGAUGAUCUCCUGCGUCCUCUCCUUCAUUCUAUGUGGGAGAUCCAUCAUACGAGGCCUGAGGCUGCAGAGUGAGUUUGCUACGUUUGUACAGACUCGCCACUCCUUGGUUGUAUCCUUGUCUGACCGGCUGGAGUUCAUAAAUGGUUGGUACCUGCUGCUCAUCAUUAGUGACAUCCUCACUCUGUCAGGGACGGUCAUGAAGAUUGGGAUUGAAUCCAAGACGUUUGCCAGUUACGAUGUCUGCAGCAUUCUACUGGGAACCUCAACCUUACUGGUUUGGGUUGGAGUUAUCCGGUACCUUAGCUUCUUUCAGAAAUAUAAUAUUCUCAUAGUCACACUCCGAGUGGCUCUUCCCAACGUCAUCCGUUUCUGUUGCUGUGCGGCAGUGAUUUAUCUGGGAUACUGCUUCUGUGGCUGGAUUGUGCUGGGACCUUAUCAUGUCAAGUUUCGCUCCCUCUCGAUGGUGUCUGAAUGCCUCUUCUCCCUUAUAAAUGGCGACGACAUGUUUGUCACCUUCUCGGAGAUGCAGAACAGCAGUUACCUGGUUUGGAUGUUCAGCCAACUCUACCUAUAUACCUUCAUCAGUCUUUUUAUCUACAUGGUCCUCAGUCUUUUUAUUGCCUUGAUCACAGGAGCUUACGAGACCAUCAAGUUUCAGAAUGCAGGAGAAGAUAAUGUAUCUGCGCUCAAUCAAUACAUAGCUGAGUGCAAGGACAGCCCCAACUCGGGCAAAUUCCGCACUGCGAACUCCACCAACUGUUCUAUGCUCUGCUGCUGUGCCGAACAAGCUCAAGAUGAAGAUGUGCAAGUGAAUAUAAAUUGAAGGUACAUUGCUCUUAUAAGAAGGAUGAAGGAUUCCUCCAUAUUGGCCUUUUAAUUCCGUUUUAAGGACUUUGAUUUUUAAAGCGUUUUGUUCAUAUUUUAAAUGACUCCGCCAAAGCCUUAAACCAUAGAGUGGAAACAUGGCAUCCAGGAGGCCUCCAUUAGAAUUAAGCUAAAUCUGUAGGCACUGGACAUUUUAUGGAGUUCUACAUUAUAAGUUAUUAGUUUAUAUUAUAAUUCAGUAUAUUCGAGGGUUAAGCUAAAGAGAUGUGUAAUAAUAUACUAAUGGGGGUGUUGGAACAGGAGAAAGGACUCAGGAUGCAAAGUCGAAGAAAACGCAAGUAUCAAGCGACCAAACGCACAACUGGACACUUGACAAUUAUCUGCAGCCAAUUAGUUGUUGAGGUGACACUGUCUUAAUUUAAUAUUUUUUUUUUUUACUUGUACUGUAUGGGAAUACAGCAGACAAUCUCCUUUACGUCUUUUAAAUGGCAGAUUGGUAAAAGUCUAAGACCGGCAGUGGUGGAACAGCUACAGAAAAAGCUUGAGCGCUCUUAUGUCCACCAGAUCUGGAGAAUCAUGAGAGAAUCCUACCAUUUAUUGAGCUGUCUAAUGUCAUGUGUCGUCUUGAAUUUUUAAUAAAAAAUAUAUUGAAUAUGAAAAA